AGUACAAAGUAUAAAUAAAAAAUAUGCAUUCUUGUAAAUUAAACGUUAGUCUUAUUGAAUUAUGAAAAACACAAGGUAUGAUUAAAAGAACAACUGAAGCGAAGAUCCGCGCAUCCUCUUCAGUCUUGCACGCGCUCCUCGUGAUUCUCCUCCCACUUUCUCGUGGUGGCUUUACUCGGAUGAUAAUUCUGAAUACAGCGCUGUAUCCAAGGAUUUUGAGUGGAUGCAUGGCGAAUUAUUCACAGAUUCAGAGCAGGACUGGAGCAGCUCAACAGAAUCUGACUGGAUGAGUGAGACUGGAAAAGGGAAAGGAAAACAAGGGGUAAAAAGAAAGUUGAAUCAACAAAAUGGUUACAAGAAGAAAAUGGAAAGAACUAAAAACUCUAGUCUUCCAGGGGUAGACCUAACGGAUAUCUUUCAAGAAAUCAGAAAAAAGGACCAGCUGGCCGUCCAUUGUGGAAAACUUGCAGGUCGUCUGUACAGAAUAAAAUAUGACAAUGGAGAGAAGUGUAUUUCAUGUAAAGGGAAAUGGUUUACGCCCAGUAUGUUUGAGAAGUUUGGAGGAAAAGGACAUCACAAGAAGUGGAAGAGUAGCAUCUAUUACAACCCAUCAAAUGGCUUCCAACAAUUUAAAUUACUGGAACUCAUACAAAAUGGGUGCCUUUCAGAAUUUGGACAACUGAGGUCAAAUAGAGAGGGGACAUCAAAAGGAUUGUUUUCCAAGACUCUGGAAACACCCAUAUGUGGAAUUGAAGAGGAAACAAUCCAGCUGGACAGUUUUUCAGAUGAGUCUAUAACUGUUGCUGAAAGAGUCAAAAUGAACAGGAGAGAAUCUGUAAUUGUAGCUGAAACUUUCCGAGAGAAGUUCACCGAACCGGUAGAAUCUACUGCCAUUGCUAGAGAACCUGCAGUAUCAAGACAACUGAGGGAAUCAAUUAGAGAGGUGACACCGAAAGAGUCCCUAAAAAUAUUUUUAUCCAAGAGUCUGGAAAUACCUGUGUGUCGAAUUGAAGAGGAAACAUUCCAGCUGCAUCGAUUUUCAGAUGAGUCUGUAUCUGUUGCUGAAAAGGUCAAAAUGGCACAGAACAGGAAAGAAUAUGUGACUUUACCUGAAGCUGUCAGUAAAAAGAUCACAGAAUGGGUCAAAUCUACUGCCAAAGUUAGAGAUUCACCUGCACCUCCCACUGAUGCUACAGAACCUGCAGUAUCUCCUGUCAUAGAUGAGGACAGUCAGACCACAGAUGAAGCAGGUGAAGCAGCAGCAGCUCAGCUGAACUUCAGUGAUUCCCCCAAUGAUGCUACAGAACCUGGAGUAUCUCCCGUCAUAGAGGAGGCCGAUCUGCUUCAUCAGACCACAGAUGAAGCAGCAGGUGAAGAAGCAGUAGCCCAGCUUAACUUCAGUGAUUCUCCCACUGAUGCUACAGAACCUGGAGUAUCUCCUGUCAUAGAUGAGGACAGUCAGACCACAGAUGAAGCAGGUGAAGCAGCAGCAGCUCAGCUGAACUUCAGUGAUUCCCCCAAUGAUGCUACAGAACCUGGAGUAUCUCCCGUCAUAGAGGAGGCCGAUCUGCUUCAUCAGACCACAGAUGAAGCAGCAGGUGAAGAAGCAGUAGCCCAGCUUAACUUCAGUGAUUCUCCCACUGAUGCUACAGAACCUGGAGUAUCUCCUGUCAUAGAUGAGGACAGUCAGACCACAGAUGAAGCAGGUGAAGCAGCAGCAGCUCAGCUGAACUUCAGUGAUUCCCCCAAUGAUGCUACAGAACCUGGAGUAUCUCCCGUCAUAGAGGAGGCCGAUCUGCUUCAUCAGACCACAGAUGAAGCAGCAGGUGAAGAAGCAGUAGCCCAGCUUAACUUCAGUGAUUCUCCCACUGAUGCUACAGAACCUGGAGUAUCUCCUGUCGUAGAGGAGGACAGUCAGACCACAGAUGAAUCAGCAGGUGAUUCAGCAGCAGCUCAGCUGAACUUCAUUGAUUCUCCUGCUGAUGCUACAGAACCUGAAGUAUCUCCCGUCGUAGAGGAGGCUGAUCUGCUGCUUCAUCAGACCACAGAUGAAGCAGCAGCCGCUCAGCUGAACUUCAGUGAUUCUACUGCUGAAUGGCAGAACCCUGAUGCUCCUAAAAAGACUAAGAAGACAGAACAGAUGCAGUUAAUACAAUUUCUGGAAAAUCAGUUUAAUACCAUGAACAACACCCUAAAGUCAAUUGAUUUGUCUUUAAAGAAGCUGGUGGAAAACCAGUCACAACACACACCGCCUCAAUAUAUCUAUCUAAUUCCUGCUGAUUUAGAAAAUACCCAGAUUAAUUCCUUAAUCAAGAAGGAGCCAGUCAAAGAAGGUGGGGGUAGUACUGAGCAAGCAGAACUGUGAUCUGGGAGGUUAUCAAUAAAUAUAUUAUUAUUAUUAUUAUUAUUAUUAUUAAAGCUGCAGUAGGUAACUUUUGUAAAUAUAUAUUUUUUACAUAUUUGUUAAACCUGUCAUUAUGUCCUGACAGUAGAA
Molecule: messenger RNA, 2494 nt
Organism: Carassius auratus (goldfish)
Lineage: Eukaryota; Metazoa; Chordata; Actinopteri; Cypriniformes; Cyprinidae
Exons: 13
Coding region: 224-2365 (713 amino acids)
Biological process (GO): regulation of transcription by RNA polymerase II
Cellular component (GO): nucleus
Molecular function (GO): RNA polymerase II cis-regulatory region sequence-specific DNA binding
Source: RefSeq, a predicted model, not a curated record